GGCGAGCUGGCUCCGGGGGCGCGCUCGGCCGGGGGGCGCGCUCUGUAACCGCCUGCGUGCCCCAAAGACCGGCCAGCCGCAGCUUGUUGUGGUUCGGACGCGGCCCUGGCCACCGUGGUGCCGCUAGCUUCCCGGCCUCAUGGCCCGCGGCCGCUGCCCGUUGCUGGCCGCCUGCAGCCUGGUCCUCUACUGCCCGCCUGCAGCUGCUCGGGCACCGCACCCCUAGGUUUCUCCGACUACUCCAUGAGCAGCUCCGCGCCGGCCGGCCAGACUACAGCCAUGAAUUGGUGGCCUGGCAACCUUCAAAGUUGCCAAAACAAAGGGGAUUUGGCUAUGGAGGCUUUGUUGGAAGGAAUACAAAACCGGGGGCAUAGUGGGGGAUUUCUGACAUCCUGUGAAGCAGAACUGCAAGAGCUCAUGAAACAGAUCGAUAUAAUGGUAGCUCAUAAGAAAUCUGAGUGGGAGGGGCAGACGCACGCCCUGGAGACUUGUUUGGACAUCCGUGACCGGGAGCUGAAGACCCUGAAGAGUCAGCUGGACAUGAAGCACAAAGAGAUUGGAAUGUUGCAUCAGCAGAUAGAAGAACAUGAAAAAUCCAAGCAAGAAAUGGCCAUGGAGUAUAAGCAGGAGUUAAAGAAACUGCAGGAGGAGUUAGCAAGACUGAAGAGAAGCUAUGAAAAGCUGCAGAAAAAGCAACUAAGAGAAUUUAGAGGAAAUACCAAAAGUUUGCGAGAGGAUCGGUCUGAGAUUGAGAGGCUAACUGGGAAAAUAGAGGAAUUCCGACAGAAGUCUCUGGACUGGGAGAAGCAGCGUUUGAUUUAUCAGCAACAGGUAUCUUCUUUGGAAGCACAGAGGAAGGCUCUAGCCGAACAGUCAGAGAUAAUCCAGGCUCAGCUUGCAAACCGGAAACAGAAGUUAGAGUCUGUGGAACUGUCCAGCCAGUCAGAAAUCCAGCACCUAAGCAGUAAGCUCGAGCGGGCUAAGGACACCAUCUGUGCCAACGAGCUGGAGAUAGAGCGACUUAACAUGAGAGUCAAUGACCUGAUGGGGACCAAUAUGACUAUCUUGCAGGAGCAGCGGCAAAAGGAGGAGAAACUGAGGGAGUCUGAAAAGUUAUUAGAGGCUCUGCAGGAAGAACAGAAAGAGUUGAAGGCAAGUCUUCAAUCUCAAGAAAACUUCAUCCUUGAGACAAAAAUGCAGAAGGAGAAACUGCAAACAAAAUUAAAGGCUCCUGACACUCAGCACUCAGUAGACAGUGUGAGGCCGCUGGAGGACUGUCGGGUGGAGAGGAAGUGCCCCUCUCCGGGGCAGGGAGUCUUCGACAACGUGCUGUCGCAGCUGGACUUGAGCCACACCAGUGAGGAACUACUGCAGGCAGAGGUGACUCGUCUUGAAGGCAGUUUGGAAUCUGUGAGCGCAACAUGUAAACAGCUGAGCCAAGAGCUAAUGGAAAAAUAUGAAGAACUGAAGAGAAUGGAAGGGCAUAACAAUGAGUACAGGACGGAGAUUAAAAAGUUGAAAGAACAGAUUCUGCAGGCUGAUCAGACCUAUAGCUCCGCACUGGAAGGAAUGAAGAUGGAAAUCUCCCAGCUAACCCGGGAGUUACACCAGCGAGAUAUCACUAUUGCUUCUGCCAAGUGUUCCUCCUCAGACAUGGAAAAGCAGCUGAAGGCAGAGAUGCAGAAAGCAGAAGCAAAGGCAGUAGAACACCAGGAGAUUCUGAGUCAGCUGGAAUCACUCAAGUUAGAGAAUCGACGUCUUUCUGAAACAGUGAUGAAGCUGGAGCUGGGCUUGCAUGAGGUCAAAUGUCUGAAGAUUGAAUUCUUUUUUUCUGAACUUCCAGGGAGUAUUCUGCCUCCAAAAAGAUACAUAGUCACACAAGGCUUCCUAUUUGCUCCUAAGUAGUUCGAUUUCACAGUCAUGGAGGCUGAGAUGGAAGAAAAUGCAAGGGGCUAGAAGAACAUUUAAUUUCGACUAGGAAAAUGGGGGACUAUUUUUGUAAUCUUUUAGAUGUGCAAGGUUCUCUAAGUGUCAUGAGCCAUAAGGAUCUUACAUUGUAAAAUGUAAAAUUUCUAGAUGUGAAAGACUCCAUUAAAAAGUAAUAACAUAAGCCAAGUAUGGCGGCCCAUGCUUGUAAUCCCAGAGGCUGAGGCAGGAGGACCAAGUGUUCAAGGCCAAACUGGGCAAGACCCUGCCUCAGAAUAAAAAUAGCAACAAAAGGGCUGGGAGUGUAGCUUGAAGGGAGAGCAAUUGCCUAGCAUGAGGCUCUUGGUUUGAUAUCCCUAGCAUGAGGCUCUUGGUUUGAUAUCCCUAGCAUGAGGCUCUGGGUUUGAUAUCCCUAGCAUGAGGCUCUUGGUUUGAUAUUCCUAGCAUGAGGCUCUGGGUUUGAUAUCCCUAGCAUGAGGCUCUGGGUUUGAUAUCCCUAGCACUGCAAAAGAGGUGAAAAACAAAUGAACAGACGAGGAGAAGUAACCCAUAAGCAGACACAGGCUAACAGAGAGUAUUAACAAGUAAGAAUGUCCUACAAGAGUAAAGGAAAGAGAUGCAGUAGGAAAAUGGCACAGACUGAGUAGAUAUUUCAUAGAAAUUUACAUCCAAGUGAGCAAGAAAAGCUGUUCAACUUCCCGAGUAACCAAAAAUGUUAAAAAUAAAAUUUCUCUUGCUAGUGCUUUAAAAAAGCUAACAUAUGGCCUCUUUUGGCAAGCGUUUAAAGAACAGACUCUGCUAUGCACAUUGACAUGGCCUUCAGGACAGUUGGGUGAUGGACAUCAAACUUGUAAAUAUACACAGCCCCAAGUACUCCUGUGUAUUUAUUUACAUCUGUGAUGUUGAUAGUCAAGUUCUUCAGUGUCCUUAGCAGUUUGCAUUCCCAAAGAACCCCUCUUGUAGGAGUAAAUGUUCAGAAGUGGGCACAGCAGGUAUUGUGAAAUAAACUGGUUACUAAAAUGGUUGAUUUGUGAUUAUAUUGUGAAAUAUAUUGUCAUUUGAUACAGCAGAUGGAAGUAUUUAUUCAGUUUUGCCCUCGCUCCACAUCCCUUAGAUACUAUAAUGAAAUUUUUUUCUUUUAAAGCAUAAACCCAUAUGAAUGGGGAAAAAAUAAGAGAGGAAACAAUAACCAAACAUUUAAAAAUGUUUGUUUUUAUUUUUGUGUGGGCAUGUAUGUGUGUGUGUAUGCUUAGAAACCAGAGGGUGGUACUAGGCAUCUUCCUCUAUCAUUCUCUGUCUUUUGUACUGAGACAGGAUCUCUCACUUGAACCCUGAGCUCACUGACUUGGCUGGCCUGGCUAGCCACCUUGCUCCAGAGAUUCUAUCUCUUCUUUCCAAGGAUUAUAGGCAGACCAUCAUGUCCAC
Molecule: messenger RNA, 3351 nt
Organism: Mesocricetus auratus (golden hamster)
Lineage: Eukaryota; Metazoa; Chordata; Mammalia; Rodentia; Cricetidae
Gene: Cep63
Product: centrosomal protein 63
Exons: 14
Coding region: 244-1905 (553 amino acids)
Biological process (GO): de novo centriole assembly involved in multi-ciliated epithelial cell differentiation; centriole replication
Cellular component (GO): centriole
Source: RefSeq, a predicted model, not a curated record